GGAGGAAGGUGACCGGAAUAUCCAUCCAUGGCUGCCUAUGCCACUCCAUCCGCGGUGGCGGCGCUGCCGCCUCUAAAUGUGCUUCGCCCAUUGACGGGUAAUCUCAUCAUCAACAGACUUCACAUGCUCCUCAACGGGAUCGCCAUAACAGCCAUCUUCUCCUACAGACUCGCCACAAUUUCCGGCAUUCAUAAAGGAGAAGAGUGCCGCCCCGCCGCCUCGCCUUCUUCCCCACCUGGUCGUCCUCGUCUCAGAAACCAUCCUCACAUUUCUCUGGAUUCUUCACCAGGCUGCCAGGUGGCGGCCCGUCAAGCGCGCCGUGUUCCCGGAGCGGCUGCCUGAAGACGAGGAGCAGCUCCCCGCCUUGGACGUGUUCGUGUGCACGGCGGAUCCGAACAAAGAGCCGUCGCUCGGAGUGAUGAACACUGUUCUUUCGGCCAUGUCGCUCGACUACCCUUCUCGUAAGCUCUCUGUUUAUGUUUCCAACGACGGAGGCUCUUCCGUGACGCUGAACGCCGUUCGUGAGGCGUGGAGAUUCUCGAGGUUUUGGGUUCCUUUCUGCCGGAAAUAUGAGGUGGAAGUCCGGUGCCCGGAGGCUUACUUUUCCGAUCAUGGAAGCAUUGGUGGCAGUGAAGAUGAUGAUGAUGAGUAUGUUGCACAUAGGAAGAUCAUCCAGGAAAGGUACAGUGUGUUUAAGGAUGCUUUGGAGAAGAAUUCUGUGAAUGCAAGCAAAUCUGUUAGCAGAGAUCAUCCGCCUACUGUUGAGGUGAUGAAGGAUGAAAAUGAGGAUUCGAGCGGGCUAAGAGAGAUGCCACUUCUUGUUUACGAUGCUCGGGAGAAAAGGCGAGGCCAUCCCCACCAUUUCAAAGGAGGGGCUGUCAAUGUUCUACUCCGAGUGUCUGCGGUAAUAAGCAAUGCUCCCUACUUUCUGGUGUUGGAUUGUGACAUGUACUGCAACGACCCUUCCUCUGCUUGCCAGGCUAUGUGUUUUUAUCUUGAUCGUAAAGUGUCUUCUUCAGAAAUCGCUUGGGUUCAAUUCCCUCAGCAAUUUCACAAUGCCACCGAACGCGAUCUCUAUGAUGGAAGGCUUAACCCCAAUUUGGUAUGUUUUUGUUUACUCUUGAUCAAAUCCUGAUUGUGCCAAAUUCAUUCAUUUCCCACACACGAAAAAAAUGCACAGAGAGAAGGGCAAGGCUUUGAUGGGCUUAGAGGACCUGUCUUAUAUGGCUGCAAUUUUUUCAUGAAGAGAGAAGCAAUCCAUGGAGCCAAGAACAUUCGGAUGGGUACUUGGGGU
Messenger RNA from Cuscuta campestris, 1294 nucleotides. Lineage: Eukaryota; Viridiplantae; Streptophyta; Magnoliopsida; Solanales; Convolvulaceae. The record is from the annotation of a GenBank genome assembly.